This is a messenger RNA of Capsella rubella, 993 nucleotides long. RefSeq names its product tetraspanin-9. The record is from RefSeq and is a predicted model, not a curated record. Gene Ontology annotation, biological process: auxin-activated signaling pathway. Gene Ontology annotation, cellular component: plasmodesma; plasma membrane. The coding region runs from base 79 to 891 and encodes 270 amino acids. The transcript is spliced from 2 exons. Lineage: Eukaryota; Viridiplantae; Streptophyta; Magnoliopsida; Brassicales; Brassicaceae.
UUCUUAAUCUAAUCACACACAGAUCCCUUAAUUUCUAUAGGUUUCUCCAAAUCUUUCGACUCUUCUUCAAUCAUCACCAUGGUACGUUUUACCAACACCCUCGUAGGAAUACUCAACUUCUUCGUCUUCCUCUUCUCGAUCCCGAUACUCGCAUCCGGGAUCAUGCUCAGCGUUGAAGGCUCGACGCAAUGCGAGCGGUUCCUCGACAAACCCAUGAUUGCACUCGGCGCAUUCCUCAUGAUAGUCUCAAUCGCUGGAGUCGUGGGAUCUUGCUGCAGAGUGACGUGGCUCCUCUGGUUCUAUCUCUUUGUGAUGUUCUUCUUGAUCAUCAUUGUGCUCUGUUUCACCGUCUUUGCCUUUGUUGUCACUAGUAAAGGAUCCGGCGAAACUAUCCCCGGAAAGGCUUAUAAAGAGUACAGGCUUGAGGCUUACUCUGAUUGGUUGCAGAAGCGUGUGAACAACGCUAAACAUUGGAACACCAUCAGCAGCUGUCUCUACGAGACCAAAUUGUGUGCUAACUUCCCUGUUCGUGAGCCUGAUUCUGCUUUCUUCAAAGAACAUCUCACUUCUCUUGAGUCUGGUUGCUGCAAGCCUUCUAAUGACUGUAACUUCUUCUACAUAAGCCCAACGACUUGGAACAAAACGUCAGGAACACAUCAAAACUCAGACUGUCAACUUUGGGACAACCAGAAGGAGAAGCUAUGCUACAAUUGCCAAGCCUGCAAGGCCGGUUUUCUAGACAGCCUCAACAGCUCAUGGAAAAGGACUGCCACUGUCAACAUUGUCUCUCUUAUAAUCCUCAUUGUAGUCUACGGUUUGGGAUGUUGCGCCUUCCGAAACAACAAGCGAGAAGAGAGUUAUGCCCGUUCCUGUGGCUUUAACCAUCCUUGAUUUCUCCCUGUCUGUUUUUCUCUUCUAAUUUGCGCUAGGCGUAUGUUACUCUUGUUUUAAGCUUGACUUUGAUUUUUUCAUUAAUAAAUCAUAUUACGUACG